AUGUCAAUCUUCACCGUUUUGGUUUCUGGAUUUGCUCUACAAAAGCUUCCUCUUUUACAGUUCGACGAAGGUUACACACAGCUAUUCGGUUCUGGGUUUGUCUCAAAUGAUAUUUACUUACAUGGGUUCUUCAGUUCUUCUAUCAAAUUGCCAUCUGAUUACUCUGCAGGAGUUGUAAUCGCCUUUUAUUUGUCAAAUGGAGAUAUGUAUGAGAAAAAUCAUGACGAGAUUGAUUUUGAGUUUUUGGGGAACAUUAGAGGCAAAGAAUGGAGGAUUCAGACCAACAUAUACGGUAAUGGAAGCACACAUUUGGGCAGAGAAGAAAGAUGUAAUCUCUGGUUCGAUCCAACAGAGGAUUUUCAUCAGUACAGUGUCCUUUGGUCUCUUUCUCACAUCAUAUUUUAUGUAGACAAUGUUCCGAUCAGAGAGGUUAAACGAACGGCGACAAUGGGCGGUGAUUUUCCGGCGAAGCCAAUGUCUUUAUACGCAACCAUAUGGGAUGGUUCCAAAUGGGCGACUAAUGGAGGCAAGUACGGUGUAAAUUACAAAUAUGCCCCUUACGUGGCUCAUUUCACCGACCUGAUCCUCCACGGCUGCACCGUAGACCCAACCGAGAAGUUCUCGAGCUGCGAUGACGGAGCAGCCGAGGAUCUUCGGCUAGCGUCGGAGAUAACGGUGUCGCAAAGGAGUAAAAUGGAGAGUUUCCGGCGGAAACAUAUGACUUAUUCGUAUUGUUACGACCAUAUGAGGUACAAGGUGGUUUUGCCGGAAUGUUUGGUGGAUCCGGCGGAGGCUAAGCGUCUCAGGGUUUAUGAUCCGGUUACGUUCGGUGGAAUUCCUCACCGUCAUGGGAAGCGCCGGAGCAGGAGCCGGUUCGCCGGAAGUGGCUCGAUAUGA
This is a messenger RNA of Arabis nemorensis, 897 nucleotides long. The record is from the annotation of a GenBank genome assembly. Lineage: Eukaryota; Viridiplantae; Streptophyta; Magnoliopsida; Brassicales; Brassicaceae.